AUGAACAACGUUGGUCCCCUUCAUGAAAACAUUGUUGCCACUGCUCAAGCUUGUGAGACACCCAUUAGUAUGUCGUCUUUUGAAGCUUUCCUUCUCUUUGUAGAAUGUCGACUUCAGGCUUCUUCUUCUGCUGCUAUUUCUUCUGGUGCGACAGCCAUUGUGGCUUCCCGUGGUGGUCUUGGUUAUGGAGAUCACGGCGGAUUUGCUAGUCCUGGUGGUCGCAGUUUUAGCAAUCGUGGUUGUAGUUUUUCUGGCGCACCUAACAACGCUCCUUGCUCGGGUCCACAUCAGCAGCGCCUCGACAGUGCUUUUGGGCUUGGUGUUAUUGGGUCCCCGCCUUCUGGCUUUACUCGUUCCUCUUUUGGGCCUCCUUCAACUCGUGGGCCUAUUUAA
Messenger RNA from Prunus armeniaca (apricot), 393 nucleotides. The record is from the annotation of a GenBank genome assembly. NCBI's taxonomy places the organism in Eukaryota, Viridiplantae, Streptophyta, Magnoliopsida, Rosales, Rosaceae.